AUGCUAUGCGGAAGCAAGUUUGGUCUUGAUGUACUUCGUACUAAAGGUAUCUACGCAUUAUUACGAGAAUUCGAUCGAGCGAAAACAACUUUACUGCAUUCAGAAUCAGUUACAACGGAAGUACUGAAGUCUCAGUCAUCCGUAAUUAAGACUGAAAAGAAUAGUGCUGUGGUAGAUUGGGAGCAGUCACGGUGUCAAUCAGCUGGUCAUCAGAAUGUAGAUGAAGUGAAAUCUACUGCUGACAAUAACCGGGAAAUGGCAUUUUCAAGCAGUGUUUCCAAGUACGGUGUAAAACUUUUCGGCAAAGGUGGAAACUUAGUGUAUAUUGAUGGAAAAAACUGCUCAACUUUGCAUGCACUCAUUGGGCUACUCAUUCAAGAUUAA
Molecule: messenger RNA, 384 nt
Organism: Thelazia callipaeda (thelaziosis nematode)
Lineage: Eukaryota; Metazoa; Nematoda; Chromadorea; Rhabditida; Thelaziidae
Source: the annotation of a GenBank genome assembly